This is a messenger RNA of Artibeus jamaicensis (Jamaican fruit-eating bat), 1371 nucleotides long. RefSeq names its product tubulin beta chain-like. The transcript has a single exon. Gene Ontology annotation, biological process: mitotic cell cycle; microtubule cytoskeleton organization; neuron migration. Gene Ontology annotation, cellular component: microtubule; cytoplasm. The coding region runs from base 1 to 1371 and encodes 456 amino acids. Lineage: Eukaryota; Metazoa; Chordata; Mammalia; Chiroptera; Phyllostomidae. The record is from RefSeq and is a predicted model, not a curated record. Gene Ontology annotation, molecular function: GTP binding; GTPase activity; structural constituent of cytoskeleton.
AUGCGCGAGAUCGUGCACAUCCAGGUUGGCCAGUGUGGCAAUCAGAUCGGCGCCAAGUUUUGGGAGGUCAUCAGUGAUGAGCAUGGGAUCGACCACACUGGCAGUUACUAUGGAGACAGUGACUUACAGCUGGAGAGAAUCAAUGUGUACUACAAUGAAGCUGUUAGUAACAAGUACAUACCUCGGGCUAUCUUGGUGGAUCUGGAGCAGGGCCCAAUAGACUCAGUUAGGUCUGGACCAUUUGGCCAGAUUUUCAGGCCAGACAACUUUGUGUUUGGCCAGAGUGGGGCCGGGAACAUCUGGGCAAAGGGCUACUACACAGAGGGAGCUGAACUGGCAGACUCAGUCAUGGACUUGGUGAGGAAGGAGUCAGAGAGCUGUGACUGUCUACAGGGCUUCCAGCUGACCCACUCGCUGGGCGGUGGCACUGGGUCAGGGAUGGGCACGCUGCUUAUCGGCAAGAUCCGGCAGGAGUACCCAGACCGCAUCAUGAACACCUUCAGCGUGAUGCCCUCGCCUAAGGUGUCCAACAUAGUGGUCGAGCCCUACAACGCCACCCUCUCCAUCCACCAGCUGCUGGAACACACAGAUGAAACCUUCUCCAUCGACAAUGAGGCCCUGUAUGACAUCUGCUUUCGCACCCUGAAACUGACCGACCCCACAUACGGAGACCUUAACCACCUUGUGUCGGCCACCAUGAGUGGGGUCACCACCUGCCUGCGCUUCCCGGGCCAGCUGAAUGCAGACCUGCGCAAGCUGGCAGUGAACAUGGUGCCCUUCCCACGCCUGCACUUCUUCAUGCCUGGCUUUGCCCCCCUGACCAGCUGGGACAGCCAGCAUUACCGGGCCCUGACAGUAGCCGAGCUCACCCAGCAGAUAUUCGACACCAAGAACAUGAUGGCUGCUUGUGACCCCCGCCACGGCCGCUACCUGACAGUGGCUGCUAUCUUCCGUGGCCACAUGUCCAUGAAUGAAGUAGAUGAGCAGAUGCUCAAGAUGCAGAACAAGAACAGCAGCAACUUCGUGGAGUGGAUCCCCAACAACGUGAAGACGGCCGUGUGCAACAUCCCACCUCGAGGCCUCAAGAUGUCGGCUACCUUCAUCGGCAACAGCACGGCCAUCCAGGAGCCGUUCAAGCGCAUCUCAGAGCAGUUCACCAUCAUGUUCCGGCGCAAGACCUUCCUGCACUGGUACAUAGGGGAGGGCAUGGACGAGACGGAGUUUGCCGAGGCUGAGAGCAACAUGAAUGACCUGGUGUGUGAGUACCAGCAGUGCCAGGAUGCCCCGACCUACACACAGGAGGAGGAGGAGGAGGAGGAAGAGGAGGAGGAGAUAGUGGUAGAGGAGGAAAAGGGUGAGGAUGGCACUUAA